AUGUCCGGCGGGAGAAUCAGAGGGGCCGCGCCCGAAAACUCCACUCCCGCCGUCGGUCGCAAGAGGUCAAUCGAGGAAGUUGAAGGAGAAAUCUCCAUCGAGAGCGACGCGACGACGGUUGAGGCAGAAAAGGAGGAACAUGCCAAAGAGCCCGGGGAUGAUUCCGUCGCCCAGUGGGAGAACCAACUCCAGGAUUCUGUGAAAGAAGCCGAUGCCCAUGACGGGGCGCUUACAUGUCUUGCUCCCAUCGUGUGUCCUCCCGUGUCGCUAGAGGAACCUGUAGACUUCACAGCAGCAGCUCCUUCCGCGGAAAAUGGUAAAGCGACGGCCUCUGCUCCCUCUGCUCCCGAACAAAAGGAUGCCGAAGAGGAACACCGCCAAUCCGCCGAGGACCAUACUAUCCUUGAGCUGCGCAUCUCCUGGAAGGCAGAGAACCCCGCCGACGAAUUUACCUGGGAACCUGAAGCCAACGUUCAAGAAGACGCCCGCACCAUUCUCUUCAAAUAUUGGCGCACCGUCAAGGGCGAGCGCAAGAGCGCUGUUGUCGACGAAGACCUGUGGCAUGUCCUCCACGUCGAGGGCCACCGCCUCGUCCCAAGCAGCGGCGACGUCCUCCUCGAUGUCGCCUGGGUCGGCUCCCAGCAGCGGUCGUGGGAGCCCGAGGCCGCCGUUAGUGAGUAUGCGCAAGAGCACGUUGAUGAUUACUGGGAGCGCGUUGGCGGACGCGACGAGGCCGUCGCCGCGGCGGGAGCUGGGCAGACCGCCAAGAGAAAGGCUGGGCCAAAGACCGACACCAAGGGAGCCCGAAGAUCCACUUCCACCACCAGUGCAACGAAGUCAAGAAGAGUGGCGACAACGCCCAAUGGGAGAGCCACGCGCGCGACGCGAAGUUGA
This is a messenger RNA of Ilyonectria robusta, 894 nucleotides long. RefSeq lists its product as uncharacterized. The transcript is spliced from 3 exons. The record is from RefSeq and is a predicted model, not a curated record. Lineage: Eukaryota; Fungi; Ascomycota; Sordariomycetes; Hypocreales; Nectriaceae. The coding region runs from base 1 to 894 and encodes 297 amino acids.